AUGAAGAUUGCACUAUUAGCCAAAAACAAAUUAGGUUUUGUGGCUGGUACUUGUUUUAAAGAGUCGUUACCAGAUGAGUUGGGAUAUCAAUGGGAGCGGUGUAAUGCUAUUGUAUCAUCUUGGAUUCUAAAUACAGUUAGCAGUGAGUUCUCAGCCGGAAUCGUUUUUGCCUCUAGCGCAACAGCUGUAUGGAAAGAUUUUAGGGAAUAUUUUCAUAAGGAUGAAUGCGAUACUCUUGUACCUUUUUCUUCAUGUGGUUGUGAUCAGUCAAGGCAGAAUGUUGAACAUGCGUUGCAACAGUGCCUAUUUCAAUUUUUGAUGGGGUUGAGUGAGUCGUAUAAUGCAGUGCACAAUCAAAUAUUGUUGAUGAACCCAUUACCAACUGUAAAUCAAGCUUACUCCAUGCUUACACAAGAGGAAUCUCAGAAGCAGCAUAGUUCGAGUGUUGUAGGUUUAGAUCUAGUUUCUUUACACUCAACGCAUGUUGUUCAAAAGAAGCGGUUUAAUGGAACGUGUGAUCAUUUCAAGAUUAAAGAGCAUAAAAGAGAGAAUUGUUAUAGGAUAAUUGGCUACCCGGCUGAUUUUAAGUUCACUAAGAAGAAGACAAAUAAUGUUUUAGGGUUUGUGGUGAACAAUGCUUCAAUUAAUGAUUCUACUAGUAAUGGUGAAGUGGUUCGUGAUGUUGGUAUUGUGAUUGGUCCACAAGCGCUUGACCUCUUAAGUGGAAAGAUGAGGGGGAUUGGUAGGAAGCAAUGUGGUCUUUAUAUCGUGCAACCCUCUCAACAGACUAACAUGGCUAUAAAUCCACCUAUUACAUCUCUUUCAGCAAAUGUUGAACCAUCUUUCCUUUGGCAUGCUAGACUUGGAAAUGCUUCUGUUUCAAGAUUAAAUAAGCCUCUUUUCCAAAUGGAUGUCUACAAUGCUUUCUUGCAAUGUGAUCUGCAUGAGGAGGUUUAUAUGGAUAUCCCAGAAGGUUUUCGCAAACAGAGGGAGCACAAGAACUUUAAGAUGAAGGACUUGGGUGCACUAAAUUUUUUUCUUGGUAUAGAGGUUAUAAGGUCAAGUAAAGGUAUUGUGUUAAGCCAAAUGAAGUAUGUGUUGGAGUUGAUAGCCGAUGUUGGGUUAGGAAAAGCAAAACCAGCAAGUACACCUCUUGAACAAAAUCAAAAACUUACUUUAACUGAAUAUGACGAAACUAUACAACCAACUGUCAAUGAUGAUGAGCUAGUUUCAGAUAUUGCAAUAUAUCAAUGA
This is a messenger RNA of Gossypium raimondii (Peruvian cotton), 1254 nucleotides long. RefSeq lists its product as uncharacterized. The record is from RefSeq and is a predicted model, not a curated record. The transcript is spliced from 5 exons. The coding region runs from base 1 to 1254 and encodes 417 amino acids. Lineage: Eukaryota; Viridiplantae; Streptophyta; Magnoliopsida; Malvales; Malvaceae.